This is a messenger RNA of Carcharodon carcharias (great white shark), 15308 nucleotides long. It is a transcript of the gene arhgap35a, whose product is annotated as Rho GTPase activating protein 35a. Gene Ontology annotation, molecular function: GTPase activity; GTP binding. The record is from RefSeq and is a predicted model, not a curated record. NCBI's taxonomy places the organism in Eukaryota, Metazoa, Chordata, Chondrichthyes, Lamniformes, Lamnidae. The transcript is spliced from 8 exons. The coding region runs from base 820 to 5283 and encodes 1487 amino acids. Gene Ontology annotation, biological process: signal transduction.
GCGAUUUUUUUUUGAAAGGCAUUUUUUUUGAGGAAAAGUUGAAGCGGUAGCGGCUGUCGGUCGACAUUUUUGAGUGAAAUUCGGGCGCGGCCUAGCGAAUGGUGCGUGCGGAGGUGGAUUUUAUUGAUGUUUGAAUAAUAAUUUAAGGAGAGAGAGAGAGAGAGAGAGGAGGAAUCACCUGACCCGCCGAGCCAGAGCGCCUCCAUGGCGGCGUGAGAAGCAUCAUGGGCGAUGUCUACUCCUGGGGGGGAAGCAGCAGCAGCAGCAGCAGCAGCGGCAGCAGAGAAAAAAAGUUGGUGAAGGGGAAGAGUACGGGGAGAAAUAUCCGCCAUUUCUGACCAGUCGUAGACUUUCAGGAGAAGAGAAGCAAAGGGAAGGCAAAAGAGGAAGCAAAAAUCAUAUCACUUUAAUCCACACACAUUCCCUCUCCUCCCCUUCCUCCAAAUCUAACCUGAGGAAAACAAGAUGUCUGCUGACCAUUAAAUUAAAAAAAAAAUCCCCAGGAAAAAAAUAUUAUUAUUUGUCUCUUAUCCCUUGUGGGACGAAAGCAAAGCAUGAAAUUCACUGGAAUGAGCAGAGAAUAAUUGGUGAAUGGAAGUGAUAUUGAGACAAAAGCUCACCCACAAGUUGAAAGUGGAGGGAGUUACUGGGACCGUCGACUUUUAGCUGCCAGGGGCAGAAGGAUAGUAACACUGAGGACCACGAAAACAUGGGAUCUGAAGCUCGUGCUGCAAAAGGUGUCAGUCUAUAAUUGUACUGCGAGCAAUCUGAGUUCUAUGGUGGUACUGCUAUUGACCCUGUCAGGAUGAUCGGAUAAUUAUGAUGGCAAAGAAACAGGAUGUGCGGAUCCCAAACUACAGCAUUAGUGUCGUGGGAUUAUCUGGGACGGAAAAAGAGAAGGGCCAGUGCGGAGUUGGGAAGUCAUGUUUCUGCAAUCGAUUUGUACGCCCUAAAGCCGAUGAAUUUCAUCUUGACCAUACAUCUGUCCUCAGCACCAGUGACUUUGGGGGCCGUGUUGUUAACAAUGACCAUUUUUUGUAUUGGGGUGAGGUUGGUAGAACAGUGGAGGAAGGAGUGGAAUGUCGAAUUCAUGUGGUGGAACAAACUGAGUUCAUUGAUGAUCAGACUUUUCAGCCUCAUCGGAGCACUGCCCUGCAGCCCUAUAUUAAACGUGCUGCAGCAACCAAAUUGGCAUCCGCUGAAAAGCUGAUGUAUAUUUGCACUGACCAGUUGGGUCUGGAACAAGACUUUGAACAGAAGCAGAUGCCAGAAGGGAAACUACUGAUCGAUGGUUUCCUUCUCUGCGUAGAUGUCAGCCGGGGUAUGAACAGGAAUUUUGAGGAGCAGCUUAAGUUUGUCACAAAUUUGUAUAACCAAAUAAUAAAAACAAAAAAACCUAUUGUGGUGGUGCUGACAAAAUGUGACGAAGGCGUGGAACGGUACAUACGUGAGGCACACUCCUUCGCCAUGACAAGAAAGAACCUCCAAGUGGUGGAGACAUCAGCUCGAUCGAAUGUCAAUGUGGAACUGGCCUUUAGUACUUUAGCGCAGCUAAUAGAUAAAAGCAGGGCAAGACCCAAAAUAACUCCAUACUAUGAAGCGUUGAAACAACAAAGUCAACUAAUAGCUCAUGGAAAAGAUAAGUAUGAAUUUAUCAUUAGCCACUGUGUCACACAUCAUAAUGAAAGUUGGAUGAAUGCCACUAGGAAAAUGCAGAUGAAACCUGAAUUCCAGGAGUAUGUGUAUCUAGAAGGAACUCUGAAGGCCAAAAAACUGUUCUCUCAGCAUGUCCUGAUGCUCAAGGACAAGCACAUUGACCACUUAAAGAACAAGUACCUCAAUAGACUUGUGCUCGCCCUUGAUGCCCUUUUUCCAGAUCUGAACGAGAUUGAAAACUUGAAUUGGCCCACAGCACAGCAGAGAUUGAAGACCAAGCAGGAUUUCUCAGCCUGGUUUGUUGUUCUUAGUGAGACACCAUGGGAUAAAACUGAUCAUAUUGACAAAGUGGACGACGACAGGAUUCCAUUUGACUUGUUGGCUGGGAAAUGUGCAGAAGAUCAAUUUAAAAAGCAUUUGGAGAAAUUGAAGAAUGAAAGAAAGAAAGCUGAGAUGAGGAGAGCUUUUAAGGAAAACCUGGCAUCAUCACCUUUUAUAACCCCUGGAAAACCAUGGGAAGAGGCUAGAAGUUUUGUUAUGAAUGAGGAAUUCUAUCAGUGGCUCCAAGAGCAUGAAUACCAAGAUAUUUACAGUAGACACCAACGUGAGAUCAUAGAUAAGGCCAAGGAUCAGUUUCAGGAAUUGCUUUUAGAGUAUUCAGAGUUGUUUUAUGAAUUGGAGUUGGAUGCGAAGCCCAGCAAGGAGAAAAUGGGUCUCAUCCAGGAUGUUUUGGGAGAAGAACAACGAUUUAAGGCACUUCAAAAGCUGCAAGCUGAGCGGGAUGCUCUUGUCUUGAAGCACAUUCAUUUUGUGUACCAUCCGACAAAAGAGACUUGUCCAAACAGUCAGAAAUGUAUGGACAGUAAAGUUGAACAGUUGUUGGCUGCUAGAUUUUAUCGAUCUUCUGACCGAAGCCAUGUGAAUUCUCAUUUGGACUCCAGUGCUGACAAACUCAACCUUGUACUUCUUGGCAAGGAUGGACUUGCACAUGAACUAGCUAAUGAGAUUCGAGUGCUAUGUACUGAUGACAAGUAUGUGCUUGAGGGCAAAAUGUAUGAGCUAUCAUUGAGACCGAUAGAAGGAAAUGUGAAACACCGGGUUAAUUCUUUUCAGACACCGACCUUUCAACCUCAUGGUUGCCUUUGCCUCUACAACUCCAAAGAAUCGCUGUACUACAUAAAGGAGAGCUUAGAGAAACUGAAAGAGUCUACUUUAGACCGAAGGGACAAUCAUUUAGCGCAGUUGCCUCUAACACUAGUUCUAGCAAACAAAAGGGAGAGCGGUGGAGAAACACUACAGACUUUGAGGAACCAUGGCCAACAACUUGCCAACAAAUUGCAGUGUCCUUUUGUUGAUGUAACUUCUCUCAGUGUAGGUUCUGGGCGAAACUUUAGUGAAUUGCAAAUCAAUCAGGCUUUGAAAGGCUUGUUGGAUACCAUGAAACGCAAUUUGAACCUAGUAAGUGCAUCCCCCAGCAUUAAAGACUUAACUGAUGCAGAUCUUCGAAUAGUAAUGUGUUUGAUGUGUGGUGAUUUAUUUAGCGUGGAUGAAGUCCUCUUCUCCAUCAUUCAACCUCAUUUUUGUAGCUCAUUGCAGCCUGGGAACAGCAAUUCGGUAAUGCUUGAAUUAGCAAUUGGAGCAGUGCGUAAGAGUGUUGAACUAUCGAUUCUUUCCUAUCAUUCCUCUUUCAACAUAAGGAAAAACCAGUUAGUCCAUGGAUACAUUGUUUUUUAUUUGGCUAGGCGCAAGGCUUCUUUAGCAAUGCUCCGUGCCUUUUUGUCAGAUGUGCAAGACAUCAUCCCGAUUCAGUUAGUAGCAAUCACUGAAGGAGCUGAAGUGUCAGAGAGCGAUGUCUCACGGGACCAGCUUGAAGAAGGCCAGGAAAUUGCUCAUGAGAUCUCUGGCAGGUUUACUGGAAUACCUAGCGGACAGCUGUUUCAGCACAAUGUGGAGAUUUUUGCUCCAUUUUUCAGAGAUGCGGCUGAAAAGAAAAUCUUCGUUGAAGCUUCACACAUGUAUGACAAUGCAGCAGAAGCAUGCAGCAACCCAGAAGAAGUGUUUAACUUUUCUCCCAGGCCUAGCUCACCCCUCAACAAUUCGAACUGCUUUGACUAUGAUGAGGAUAUUGAAGGCCCACCACCCUAUGUUGCACUUCGAGAUGAAACCUCCGGGACUCCAGUGACUAAAGAGCAAUCCAAGCUCUUAAUGGACCUUGAAGGGAAUGACAACUACUCACUGUACAGCACAUUCAGCUCUUUUGAGAGGCUAAAUAACAAAGUACCUCCUCCUGUAAAACCAAAGCCAAUGGUACAUUUUGACAAACUGAUGAAGAAAAUGGAUCCCUCUGAGAAAGAACCAGCCAACAAAGAAAUGCCAAGAAAACCUUCAACUGUAAGUUGGGCACCUUCUGACGAUGGAUCAUACACCUCUGAUUAUGCAGAACCAAUAGACACCUUGGUGAGACCAAGAGGGGAUGAAGAGAAUAUCUACUCAGUACCACAUGACAGCACCCAGGGCAAAAUUAUCACAAUUCGGAAUUCUAUUUCUGCAAAAUCCCAGUCGAAUGGAAGUGGUAAUGGGUCAGACAGUGAAAUGGACAUCAGUUCUUUGGAGCGCCAGAGGAAACUUUCCUCUGUCAGCAAACCAGCGUUGUAUAGAGAUCGAUCCAAAAGGUUAGGCAAGUUUGCAAGUUAUCGAACAAGUUUCAGUGUUGGCAGUGACGAUGAACUUGGGUCUCUAUCAUCACAGAAAAAAGCAGAAGCUGAUUCUUCAUUGCCUAAGGGAGAUAAUACCACCAAUACGUAUGAACCGGAUGGAGAUGAGUCAAAGCGAGGGAAGCUUCUACGUAGCUUGAGAAGGCCAACGUCAAGGAAGCCCAAGCCCAAAUCUCGACCUUCCAUUUCAAAGAGUACUUGGGAAAGCAAUUAUUUUGGAGUGCCUCUGACUUCUGUAGUGACAGUGGAGAAGCCUAUUCCUGUCUUCAUCGAGAAAUGCAUAGAAUUUAUUGAUUCUAAUGGUCUGGGCACAGAGGGAAUUUAUCGUGUUAGUGGGAACAAGUCUGAGAUGGAAAGUCUCCAGAGGCAAUUUGAUCAAGACCACAGCAUUGUUCUACAGGAGAAGGAUUUUGCAGUUAAUACUAUAGCUGGAGCAAUGAAAAGCUUCUUCUCGGAACUUCCUGAGCCACUGGUCCCGUACAGUACCCAAGUUGAACUGGUGGAUGUUAGCAAACAGCCUGAUAAGGAGCUGAAGCUGAAUGCACUUAAGGAUGUGUUGAAGAAGUUUCCUAAAGAGAAUUAUGAGGUCUUCAAAUAUGUCAUCACCCACUUAAACAGGGUCAGUCAGAACUGCAAGUUGAAUCUGAUGAACAGUGAGAACCUCUCCAUCUGUUUCUGGCCCACGCUUAUGAGGCCCGACUUUCAGACCAUGGAUGCGCUGACAGCUACCAGGACGUACCAGACUAUCAUCGAGCUCUUCAUCCAGCAGUGCCCUUUCUUCUUUUAUGACAAACCAAUCGUGGAACUGAUCAGUGCCGUUCCCAGCUCCCCCACGUCGAACACUGCCUUUCAGUGCCCGUCGCCAGUAACAAUGAUCCCCUCGCCGCCACAGUCGCCUCCUCCGACACCUUAGAGGCCACUUCAGCAACAUCUGUGAACAUAGCUGCAGACGGAACAGCCAAGUAAACUGUGAAUUGGGUUAUAAACAUGCCAGAUAUCGUAACUAGGUUCUUUUCAAAACUGCCUUGGGUUAUGGAACCCCUUUCUGUUGUACAGAGCAGUGUAAUCAUAGUUAUAACAGAUGACAUGGCACUAAGGAAAUUGGUUAUAUACCAAACGCUGCAGUUUAAAAGAAAAUACUGACUGCAAAAGAAGCAGCUCAUGACUUCAUAGUGGGCUCUGUGAACACACAAAUAGCACAGGUUCCGCAACAAAGUGGUUUCUCAAAAUGCACAACGUUUAAACAAUUAAUUAUACAGACAAACUCUGCCGCUUAUUUAAUUUAAACCUUAUUCCCUUCUAAGCCAAUAUAGAAAGUUGCUGUUUUAUUUUUGGGCAGUGCCAACUCUUGCUUAGAAAAUUGUUUUUGAGGUCACGUGCUGCUAUUUUAACCUUUAUUAAAAAAUAAACACAAAUUUCACGCAGACUGUGUGAAUUCAGAGUGGGCACAGCCUCGCACCAAUAUUUGUGAAUGCGGGAUGUGAGCACAAACAGUUAUCCUAGGUGGAAUGACCAAGCCCAGCAUGUAGAUGUGCAUCUGUAAAGAUGGUUCAUUGGGAAGCCAUUCUAACCAUGGGGCUUUUGUUUAAGGAAAACACUAAAUGAAUAUGUUAUGAUAAAAUCUGUGUGUCCUAAGGUUCUGUAGAGCUUGUAGUAAAGAGGUUUGUCUGUAUAACAAUGAUGUGAGCAGCUGCAUGGAAAUACUUUGUGCAAAAGGAGAUUUAAUGCUGGUUUUCCCAAUAUCGAUGCAGCUUCUGUGGCUGACGUCUGUGGAACUUUUGAGCCUCUUUUGUUUCGUCCUCACUAGCUUGAUCUGUUCUGUUUAGCAAAUGCCUAAUUCAGUCCCCUUCAGAACCUGAUUGAAGCUGUUCUGGAUCAUUAUGCUUUUUGUUUUGUGGGGUGGGGUGGGGCUGGACGGAGAGAAGGAACAUUCAUUUUCCUUCUAUGCCUGUCCUGUCUUCAGGACCACAUUUAUUGCCCCCCCACCCUGCCCCCUUACUCUUCAUGACUUACUGUCCAGACUUGCUCUUUGGUGCAUAGUGCCAAGUGGGAACCUCUUGACGCACAAGGAAAGCCUGUUGCCAAUUAAAAAUGUCAGUCAACUUCAUGUCAAACUUCCCGGUCACUUUAAAUGCUUGGAGUGUCGUGUCUGCCACAUGCCCCCGCCAACCUCACGGUGAAGUUGCACAGCAAAUAAACAUAUCUUGGCUGGUGCCUCACAUCCGUCCUGGGAGUAGUUAAGGUGCUUUAGGAUGUGGCUUCCUCUUAAAUGGCUUUUAAUAAAAUAAUUAGAAUGCUUGUGAGGCAUGUUAGCACAUGCAUGGUUUUUACUUAAUGUUUUAUCACCAUCCUAUACGUGGCACUUUUGAUGUGGUGUCACAAAGCCACAUCUACCCACUGACCUCUGCUAGAAAAGGAAGUAUACAUGGACUCCAUUGGGCAUGGCUGUCAUAACCCCUGUGCUUGAAAAGCCUCACUGGGCUGAAACUUGAAGACUGGCCAAUUUGGUGAGAUAUUGGAGGGUGGCCACUGCCCAUGAAAUCAUACCUCAGCACCAGUCAGUGCCUAAAGGAGGGGGAGCAGGGGCUGCAAGAGAAUCAAAAGCAUGACCAUGUGCAACUAGAUGCCUGAGCAAUGCCAGUCCUGAACCAGUUCACUUUCAAGGCUCAGUGUGAAGGCUGCAUAAGGGGAUUAAAAAUAUAGAUAUAUUUUGAGGUUUUUUAAUUCUAAAAUUCAAAUUCCACAGCUUCAUGUGCUGGAACCUACACUACACAUGACACUGCAAAUGCAAAAAAUUCAUAAUUUAAUGAACUGAACAGCAGUAGUUAUCAAGUAUGCCAUUGAGCGUUAGCACUACCAUAAUUUUUAGUCAUUUGUUCUUUGAACUGUUAAGCACCUGUCUAGAGUUAGUAGCAAAUCAUGUGCUUCAAGGUCAGGAGGCAAAUUCUUCAUUACCUGGCCAGUGUGUUCUCAGCAUCUCUGUUUUCCCCCAUAGGGCUGUGCCAGCGAAUCUAUUUUAAAACACUUAGUCGAUCUAAGUAUCGAGCUCUACCAGUUUGGGUAUGGUACGUACAAUUAUGAUCUCUCCAAUGAUUGAGCAAACACUAAAAUGUUACGUGUUUGUGUGUGUGAUUCUUUGUGUAACGAGUCAGUGUUGUGCGUAUUGACUGGGCAAAAUGUGAAGUGGAAACCCAGUGAUCCAUUGUUUCCGUAUGAGAUGCUGAUCUAUCAUUCAACUUUAGAUUUUUUUUUGAAAAUGUAUAUCUCUGAAUGUUUGAGAAUAGAUUGUUCUGAUUCAAUGUCAAAAACUUUUACAAUGUGUUGGCACAGUCCUUGUCUCCCAGGCAUGAUCGUUAUGGCUGGUGGAUAUCGGGGAGGGUUGAGUCGCAAAGCCAUCGAGACUUGCUGAUUGAUUAACGAUCCCAGAUUUUCCAAGUUAAUGAAAUACAGUUUCAUCAGUAAGGCCUGGCUUAGCUUUGAAAUCAUGCUUUUAAAAAAGGUGGUAAUUGUUCACAUGAGAGUCUCUAUCCCUAAUUCAUCCAUUUCUGAAUUAGAAGCUUGGGUCACAGAUGAAUAACGGGCUGCAGCCUAAUGUUUGUUAACUAUGGGCUACUAAUAAAAUCAUUUGGGACAGUCAUAUCUAAAAUUGCAGCACUUCACACAACUGAUAACCGGCAAAUUCUUUAGCAGCAGAAACCAGGCCAGCUGAUGUACACCAUUAGGUGGAGAAGUACCUGCUGAAAAUUGAUUUUUUGACAAAUUUGAAUUCUUGUUGAAGAGCUGGCCAGUCUUGUAUUGCAUCUUUUUAGGCAACACUUGGCAUUAAUUCCUUUUCUAGGUGGGUGGUUCUUAAAGUAGAAAGGAAGUACAAGCUACCGUCUAAUUUUCCAUGUUUAGCUCCUUCUGAAUGUGGAUCAGAAAUUGGGUGAAAUCUGCUCCAAGCAGAAUUGUGCUUCUGUGGGUCGAAUGUUAAACCAAUUUUAUAAUCUGAGGAUUUUGCCAGUCAGAUCAGUUUGGAAGGCAAAAACAGAAUAUGCAGCGAACUGUUACAACUGUCUUCAGAAUUCAAAUCACACCAGAAGGAGCUCACGUGCAAUCUCUGGUUCCUUGUCUCUUUCUCCCUUUGCCCACAUAGCAAUUCAAUAAUUCAAUAAUUCAGCAAUUUGAUAAGCAUACAGUUCACUCACCCAUACAUCAGUGAAGAAAAAGGCUGAUGGUUUGCUGUAUCAAUAACUUUCUCCCCCCACCCGCCCACCUUUCCGCCUAGAGAAAUAGUGCCGUGUCUGUGUGCAAAGCACAAGGAAACAGUUGUAAGUGUUAAACCAGAACUAAAAACACAUUGGCAUUACUGGGUUUUAUCAGUUAACUGUACCCAAAAAAUAAUUAGGAUUAAUCCAAUUUCGACUGAAAAAUUAGAAGGCCUCUGGUGGUACAGGAUUUUUUACAGAUCUGUCUUCAAGUGGGAAUGGGAAAUUGCCCUUUAAACUGAAUCCUAAGUAUGCUUCAGCCACACCUCACCUUGCUGCAACUUCAGAAAUGGAUCAUUAUGGAGAAAGAGCCUCUUGGAGAUGGGAAUCUCUGGUCCUCAGCAGAUACUUGCUCUGAGGAGAGCUGCUAACAUUAUCGGUGUCUCUCUCACUUCUUGCCAAAAUGCUGCAAACAUCCAUUUAUAUGGAGCAUUGCUUGGCCAGUGACCUGCAUCUUACUAACUUGUGCUGUAUAGACAUGAUGAAAUCACUUUGUGACGGUGCCAGUAUUCUGGCACCAUGUUAAAAGCUAUGAUAAUCAUCGUGCCUGUUUUGCCUCAUCCUAAAUUAGUCGCGCUAUAGAAAUUUCUCUCUCUCUGCUGUUGUGAGGUAGCUCAUGUUCUUGUGUCCUGAAUUGUGGAAUAAACCUGGGCUUUACAACAUAGCGAGUUUCCUGAGUUUACCUGAUGUCAUUUGGAUAGAUGAGAAGACAGAACGUGAUGUGUGCAGCUUUGAGACUUUUUCUAGGAGGAAGGUCAAGGCAAACCAAGUUAGUUUUUACAGAUAUGUCCAGGAUGUUGUAAACCACUGGACUUUGAUGAAAGGCAUAAAUUGAAAUUCAAACAGAGCCUAGAUUUGUACGAUCAUGACAAUUUUAGAUUAACGACUACUUUUCUGAGCAAACAAGCUUAGCUUGCAGUUGCAAAAGGUACAUCCAAUGCCUUGUUUAUCAAUGCAUUCAGCUUUCUGCAGUAAUUGUCAAAAUAAAUCAUAUCUGAGCUGUUUUAAACUUCAGUUGGGGGAUUUUGCACAAUUUCCUGUUCCGUCAGUUUGCACUUUAACCUCAGUUUGUGGUGGUGUUAGCCCCUCCUGAAGGCUGUUGUUCAAAAUGAUGACAAAUGUGGCUAAUUACUAAAGUAACUUAAUGUUUUUAAUUGUUCCCUCCCCUCUUUAAAAGUCAGCAUUUAAUGAUCUUAAAAUUACUGUUUUUGUGUACAAAUGCUCGCCGAAUUUAUGCAAAAUUCCUUUGCUUGUUACAUUACCAAGGCAUUAAACCAUUUGAUUUUAACUGUGUUGAUGUUAGAAAGGAAGUGCAGGCAGAGGAAUUUCACACCAAUGUGCUAACACCAUAACUUGAAGGCAAAUGAUUCCAAGAUAUGAGCCUAAAAGAUUGUGAAUGGGAAGUGAAGCUUACGCCAAAUUAGCAAGUGUUUAUCUUUGGGAGGGACAUGGGGAAAGAGAGCUCUGCCUCAUUUAAAUGCAGACUAUUGGUCUUAGAAAGUACCUCAAUGCAUUGUAUUGCGCUGGGAUGUUUGUAUGGCUUGUCAACCAUGUUUUGUGUAAAUAUGAAGAUAACUUGGAACCCAGCGCAUGCAAUUGUAAAAUGCAUAUCAUGUUCACUUUAUUACCUGAGAAACACAAAAAUGUCUUGCUUCCUUUUAAUGGAAGUUUUAAGGGCAUGCAGACUUUGGACAAUAUCUGUCUCUUCUCCAUCCCUUCUCCAAAUUUUGUGUUCAUUUCCUCUCUCUAAACAUCAGGAAUGGUACAUUAUCAAACUCCUUCAUCCUCAAACCCUUACCAACAGAAAAGAUGAAGUAAGUUCCAUAAAAGAUUUUCCAGCAUUCACAGUAUUUUGCCUCUUGUAUGAGUAAGUUCUGUUUGCUGUCACUACAGAAGUUAAUAUAAAUAUGUAUGGAGAGCUAGGUGGUGCGAUGGAUUGCACACUGCCCUCUCAUCUGUUAUGUGGUUUUGCCGGGCUAGAUUGAUGGCAGUGCCUAUCCAAGCCCUAAGAAUCUCACUUUAGGAUAGUUUCAAUCCAGUUUCUGGUUUCAUGAGCCUACAAUAGAACACUACUUCCAAUUAUGUGCUAAAUUGGUAAUCUCACUUUUUGGGAAGCCAGAAAGAUUGGGGGAAAUAGAAAAUGUAUCUUCCUAUUCUGUGGCUUUGUGUUGGGACUGUCUUGCAGCCUUUCAGCCUUUGCUUGUUACUUACCCAGAGACACAUGCAACCUGCACCAAGCCUCUGGACCAGUCGGUCCACAGUUGAUAAGAAGCGAUGUUAGCAAGACCAAUGGAACCCCCAUCUCCUUUGUGGUACCUCUGGUUCUUCAUUUGCACUUGGGAAAUACAGUCUAAUUUUAAUUUCUUCAUCUCACCUCUCUUUGAAAGCAGGUAAUGCAUGAAAAAUAUCAAUUUCUCAUCUUGAUCUGUGUGCCUGGAGGAUUUAUUUGAGCCAGUUUGUGACCCAGUUUGUUCUGGGAAUUUGUUCACACUGCUGCAGUUUGCCCUUUACUCAGCGCAGCUUUAAGAUCCAGCUAUUCUCCAAAAUGGUUCUUUCUUUGGAUGUUGAUUUGGUGUACUUUAAUAAUUAGGAAAUGAGCGCACAGAGCAUAGCUAUAGCAAUGGCGCUGCAUUAGGAUCGAGGAAAAGGGAGUUUAAUACUUGGUGGCGGACUAAGAGUGUUGUCCCUUUCUGGCAAAGGCAAUUAAAUGAAACCUCACCAAGUGGCUCAGUUGAUAAAUUGGUCAUCGAGUGUGAAUGUCCUGAACCACGUAGACCAAGGCAUGAACGGAUUCAGUCGAGGUGAUACAAUGGGUGCUGAAAUCAAGCACCCCAGAGGUUAGGGUAAAGAAACAUCUCUACCCCUUUCCCUAGCUGGAAGCUGCAUGUGUAACUAGUGGGAGAGGGACAGAAACAAAAUCAGCUGUAAUGCCACCCAUGGCAUAUAGCCCGUCAACAUUCAUUUAUCUGCUCACUUGCAAAGUGUGUGCCAUUUGGGUGGAGUACCAGGGACAACUGAUGCCUUAGAACGCGGUUGCAGCAAGAUUCAGGAGAGGAGAGUGAGCAAAAAUCUAAAUUACUUUAUUUAUCAAAGGAAUAUGUUUAUUUAAAUAGAAAGUUAAUUAAUUCCUCAAAUCAAAAAUUUGCAGAGCUUGCAAUGCCUCCAAGAAAGUGUGAAAGAUGUUCUGCCUAAGUUUUGUUUUAUUUUGUUUGAACCCUUCCCAAGUGCAUACCCAAUUGGAUGGAAUCUCAUGUCCUCCACCAUGUAUUAAAUAACCAAAGCAGAUGUGGUUGGUGGGGAAAUUAGUUUCUUCCUAUGUUUAGUCAUGGCCUGAAAUAAACUCUGCCUUGUGUCUAUGUGGUAAAGCUAUAAUGUGGUAGUUGUCGUCACCAGGGCUGUAAUGAGGUGUUUGAGGGAGAAAAUAAAGCAGAACUGCGGUGUUUGGUUUUUCAGCAGAGUUUUGUAAAAAUAGAAAUUGGACACUCCAUUCACUAUCCAUACUUGCCUCUGCCCCCCCCAAGCAAAUUGGUUGUUUUAAAUUUAAUGCAUGCGGUCAAUUUCUGUCAAUUGUUGUCCAUUCCAUUUCUCUGCAGGUAGUUCACAUUCCUACUUGAGUUCCACUUACAAAGGGCAGAAUUUUACAGCACCUCCCACCGGCAGGAUUUUCCAGUCUUGCCGAAGUCUAUGGACUUUUGAAAGGCUCGCCACGUUUUAUGGCUCUGCCCCCUCUGUGACAGGGCCAUAAAAUUCCGUCCAUAGCCUCUGUCUCUGUCCCUCUUGUCUUUUGCUCUCUCUCUCCCUCUUUCAGUCACACUAAUAAUUCCAACCUUCUUACUGUUCGUUGAACUAGUCCAUUCAGAUGAAAUCAGCGUCACCAAUUCCACCCUACAAACUAGCAUAUGGUCUGUAAGCUGCUCCAUAUUUCAUCUUUGCUUUCUAUGUAGCACUGAUGACUAUAGAGAAAAUUUAAAUAAACAGUGCAUGUGUUUUAAAGUAAUGCAUGCACUAGCGUAAAUUAAUCACUCGUUUUUUUUAAAAAACGUAGUAGUUCCAACUCAAGAUUGAAUUUGAACCUUUGAGCAUAAUGUUUUAAACCUUCCCUUUUUUAAAAAAGGCCCCUUCCCUGCCCAAUGUAAAGUUAUUAUCCUUUGAUCUGUGUUUUAUGCUGGUAAUCGCCCCUCCCCUACCAUCUCCAAUUGUAAUUUGAACUGGAACGAUGGACUAUUGAAUGUAUACCUUAGUUAUUGCUCCAUGUGUUCAUUGGAUUUGAAUGGAGAAGUCCAUCGGCUGUUGAAUCCCUGACUGCCCUGUCAAGAUUUCUUAAAUUUUUCUGUAGGUAGAGCACAAGGAGGUAAUGAGCAUACUGAAGUAUAUGAAAGACCCAUCACUCUUCUCUGGAUUCAUGCCCUCUACAGUAUGCAAAUAUGCAUCCUUUUUUAUUUUCCUAUCACUUGCCACAAUUAGAUUUAAAAACUUGCAUCAAACUCGAGUAGUACUAUCUGUCCCAAAGUACCAAUUAGCUUGUUGAAUACAUCAGUUCUUCCUAAUGUUAGUUUCUGUAGGGCUGCUGAAUGCAGUGAUUUGCCGUGACGAUACUAUUUCUUGGCAUAGAUCCAAUAAGCUGUGGCUAGAGGUCUUGUGAACUUCACCGGAUUUGCCAAAGCUGCUUCCAGCCUGUGAGCAGUAGCGGGUGUACAAGUGAGCAGUAGUGGAUGUACAAGUGAGCAGGGCAAGAUGGGAAUGUGGUGAAGGACUGCUGUCUCAAAAGCACCACAGUAGUUUUUUUAAACAUCAAAUUAUGUACAAAUUGACUCAAUUCAGUAUUUUAAUAUUUUUUCAUCCUCCUCCAAACUCAAAUGUAUUUGACAACAGUUUAUAAAUAUACUGAAACGGUCAAUUUUUUUAAUUUAUAAAAGAUGUGGGCUUAUUUGCAUUAAAAUGCAGUAAUGAUGUGUGCCUGGUGAUAUUGCCAAGCAGACUGCUUCAUAACAUAACUUCACACUUUUACCGCAGUGUUCUCGCCAUAAAUUUAUCCUGGUUUCAUUUGUAUCGCUGCUCUGUGUAUUUUUCUUUUAAAGCCUGUUUAAAUGUGUAACCUAGAACUCUAAAGCAGAGAGCUUGUUGCUGAAGUUUAAGUUUGAAAGGCAUUUGUACAAUCAAUGCUGUACAAGGCUUAUCCCCUAUCUCAAACUCUAAUGAGUUACUCCUUGACGUUUGUACUGAGUAAGCUGGAAAAAAUGGGAACAAUGCUGCAACCCUGACUCCUUAUUUGGUACGUUACACUUGUAAAAUGUUUUCAAUAUGAUAAUUAACACUUAUUUGAAUUAAAAAUAAACCGAGUAUUGAAUAUAUAAUGUGAUAUUGGUCUGACAAUUUGGGUAGGUGUUACUUUUUACAAAAAUAGUAACUGUGUAUGUAAAGAAUGGUUGGUUGUAUUCUUAAGAGGCUAAUGGUUCGCAUCCUUUAUUACUGGUGUCUAGAACCUCUUUUUGUUGCAUUUAUUAAAAUAGUUCCCAUUUGGAUCGAUUUGUACUACAAGUUCUCAUUUUAUUAAAAGUUAAAUGGUUGUUUUAACUGUGUUGAGUCCUGCGCCAGAAAACUUUGUUCCUUUUGGAAACUUGCAAUGUACAGCCUCUUCCUCCUCCACGUCGCGGUACUUCCUCGGCUUUCAGUUGCCCUGGGAGAUUUUUGACAGCUUCAACCCCGCAGCACUACACGACUGACAUGUGGAAGCUCAAGCCGUGUUGAUGGAUGAAGUAAAGGGGCCAUAUGAACACUGUGCUACUUGUUGGCCUUGUCCUCUAACAUAGACACACCAAGCUUCAAACAUUCCCAGUGUUUUAGGGCUUUGUCAAUGUCGACUGCGGAGACUGGCACUUCAUUCCCAACACAACAACCUCUAGCAGCCAAAUGAAGAAAGAAGUACAACCCUGCAAUUAAAAAUCAGCAAUUCUCAAGCCACUGACCUGUGAUUUCCCUCCACCCUCUCUUCAGACUGCCACAGACUUGGAAAUUUGGGAGCAUUGCAGGUAUGCUCAUAUGUGCAUGUGAAUAUGAAUCAUGAUCUGGAAGAAGGCUGAAGUUGGUUUAAUCAAUUUUAAUGUAUUGUGUGAUGGCCAUUUUGGCACUUACAUUGUAUACCUUUUCAAAGGGCACGCUGGCAGACUUCAUUGAAGAUGUUGGGGGAUUGAGACCCUUAGAUUGAAACAUCACUCUCUCUCCCUCUACACCGCAGCCACUGAACCUUUAUUUCCAGACUGCGCGCAGUGAGGAGCUUUGAAGUGGCGGUCAUUUUAUAUAUAUAUAUAUAUAUAUAUAUAUAUUAUACACAAUAUAUACAUAUAUAAAACAUUAAAAAAAAUUAUUCAGGCAGGAUUGAUUCAGAGAAAUGCUUUCUCCUUUCCAGUAGAGACUUAGAACUUAUGAUGGGCUAAAAUCAUUUUAGAGAAAAUGGAACAAAUAUUUUUAAAACUAAAGUUUUUUUUCUUUUACAAAACAGUUUGUGAAUGGUGGUCAGGACCAAUUCAACCCAGAGUGCAUGUGAUUAAGCUAUGAGGGUGAGCUAGUGUCUCCUCUCCUGCAUAAAAUCAUGUAUUUGCUGAAGUAAUUUGUCUUAAUGGGAAUGUUGUAAAAACUUUACAGCCAUAUGUGCUAUGUAUCAUAGUUAAUAAAUCAUUCUUUUAAAGAAAAA